Messenger RNA from Nanorana parkeri, 5116 nucleotides. It is a transcript of the gene PBRM1, whose product is annotated as polybromo 1. Gene Ontology annotation, cellular component: RSC-type complex. The transcript has 28 exons. The coding region runs from base 209 to 4900 and encodes 1563 amino acids. The record is from RefSeq and is a predicted model, not a curated record. Gene Ontology annotation, biological process: chromatin remodeling. Gene Ontology annotation, molecular function: protein binding; chromatin binding. Lineage: Eukaryota; Metazoa; Chordata; Amphibia; Anura; Dicroglossidae.
CCGCACUUGUAGUCCCGCCCCCGGGUUUGCUGCCCUCUGCUGGUUGGCCUGGGUGUGUUUCUCGCGGCCUGCUCGUUGCUAAUAUCUCAUUGAAUUCGCCUUCGUGUUCAGAAGAUACCGGCUGGUGCUUUGUGCAGCCCUGGCGACUCCGACUUGGCAACGGCAGCGCUUGUCCGCAUGGCGGCGGCGCUCGGACAACGUAGAGCUCAUGAGCUCCAAGAGACGCAGAGCCACGUCCCCAUCCAGCAGUGUCAGCGGUGGAGACUUUGACGAUUCACCCCAUGCCACAAGUACCCCGAACUCUGUCAGGAAAAGGAGGAGACUUGCUAAUGUGGCCACUGUGGAUCCAAUUGCCGUGUGCCAUGAACUCUACAACACAGUUAGAGACUACAAAGAUGAUCAAGGUCGGAUUCUAUGUGAACUCUUUAUUAGGGCACCGAAACGCAGGAAUCAACCGGAUUACUAUGAAAUUGUUUCCCAGCCGAUUGAUUUGAUGAAAAUCCAGCAGAAACUAAAGAUGGAGGAAUAUGACGAAGUCAGCUUGUUGACUGCAGAUUUUCAGCUGCUGUUCAAGAAUGCCAAAGCAUAUUACAAGUCUGAUACGCCAGAAUACAAAGCUGCAUGUAAACUUUGGGAUCUUUAUGUACGCACAAAAAAUGAGUUCGUCCAGAAGGGUGACUGCGAGGAGGACGAUGACGAAGAUGAUGCACAGGAUACUGCAGAAGGAGAGGUAGGUUAUGAAAGUGCAUCUCAGAAUUAUUUGAAGCCCAUCCUGGAACAACUUUUGGAAUCUGUCACCUCUGCCACAGAUCCCAAUGGCAGGCUAAUCAGUGAACUGUUUCAGAAAGUCCCAUCUAAAAUGCAUUACCCAGACUACUAUGCCAUAAUUAAAGAUCCCAUAGAUCUGAAGACAGUAUCACAGAGGAUACAGUCUGGUUACUAUAAAAGUGUUAAUGCAAUGGCCAAAGACAUUGAUCUGCUAGCAAAGAAUGCGAAAACUUACAACGAGCCAGGUUCCCAGGUGUUUAAGGAUGCAAAUAACAUAAAGAAACUUUUUGCCAUGAAGAAAUCAGAAGUUGAUUAUACAGAGUCUUCCAAGUCAAGUUUACGUAGCAGGAACAAGCGACCUGCACAGGGGGAUAGACUCUCUGCUAUCACAAUGGCACUGCAGUAUGGCUCUGAGACAGCGGCAGCAGCAGCUACAGCUACAGCAGCAACAUCUUCAUCAUCCAUCCGCUAUGACGAAGCAGAGUCGGAAGGCGAAAGUGUUGCUUCUUUUAUGGACAUAUCAAAUCCUUUAUACCAGCUUUAUGAGACUGUCAGGUCUUGCCGAAAUAACCAGGGUCAACUGAUUGCUGAACCUUUCUUUCAACUUCCAUCAAAGAAAAAAUAUCCUGAUUAUUACCAGCAAAUCAAAAAUCCCAUCUCGUUAUAUCAGAUCAGAAAUAAGCUAAAGAACCAAGAAUUUGAGAGUCUGGACCACUUGGAAGCCGAAUUAAAUUUGAUGUUUGAGAAUGCUAAACGGUAUAAUGUUCCAAACUCUGCAAUAUACAAAAGGGUGUUUAAAUUGCAGCAGCUUAUGCAGGCGAAAAAGAAAGAGCUGGCUCGUAGAGACCUCGAUAUAGAGGACGGCGACAGCAUGAUUUCCUCCGCCACAUCUGACACCGGCAGUGCUAAAAGGAAGAGCAAGAAAAACAUAAGGAAACAACGGAUGAAGAUUCUGUUCAGUGCAGUCCUAGAGGCUCGGGAACCAGGCACUGGACGUCGCCUCUGUGAUCUUUUCAUGUUCAAACCAUCCAAAAAGGACUAUCCUGACUACUAUAAAAUUAUUCUGGAGCCCAUGGACUUAAAAACAGUUGAACAAAAUAUUCGUUCAGAGAAGUAUGUAACCGAAGAAGCUUUGAUGGAUGACAUGAAGUUAAUGUUUCGGAAUGCCUGGCACUAUAAUGAAGAAGGCUCACAGGUUUAUAAUGAUGCACACAUACUAGAUAAAAUCCUUAAAGAAAAGAGGAAAGAGCUUGGUCCUGUGCCAGAUGAUGAGGACGUGGCCUCUCCAAAACUCAAGUUGAGUAGAAAAAGUGGAAUUUCUCCUAAGAAAGCCAAGUAUUUGAGUCCUAUGCAGCAAAAGCUGAACGAGGUAUAUGAAGCGGUGAAGAACUAUACUGAUAAACGUGGCAGACGCCUCAGCGCCAUCUUUUUGCGGCUUCCAUCCCGCUCUGAGCUCCCUGACUACUAUUUAACCAUCAAAAGGCCCAUCGAUAUGGAAAAGAUCAGGAGUCACAUAAUGGCCAAUAAAUACCAGGACAUUGAUGCUAUGUGUGAGGACUUUGUGACCAUGUUUAAUAACGCAUGCACUUAUAAUGAACCAGAGUCCUUAAUUUACAAGGAUGCGUUGGUCCUACAUAAAGUAUUGCUUGAAACCAGAAGAGACAUUGAAGGAGACGAGGACUCUCAUGUGCCCAAUGUGACACUCCUUAUCCAGGAGCUUAUUCACAACCUUUUUGUGUCUAUGAUGAGUCAUCAGGAUGAUGAAGGAAGGUGUUAUAGUGACUCUCUUGCUGAAAUUCCUGCCGUUGACCCCAGAUUUCCUAAGCGCCCACCACUGACUUUUGAAAUAAUCCGAAAGAAUGUAGAAAACAACCGGUAUCGGCGGCUUGACUUGUUCCAGGAGCACAUGUUUGAGGUACUGGAAAGAGCUCGACGGAUGAAUCGAACGGACUCUGAAAUCUAUGAGGAUUCUGUGGAACUCCAGCAAUUCUUUAUAAAGAUCAGAGAUGAGCUUUGCAAGAAUGGAGAAAUCCUACUGUCACCUGCUUUGAGCUACACAACUAAACACCUCCACAAUGAUGUUGAAAAGGAGAAAAAGGAAAAGCUGCCAAAAGAAUUUGAAGAGGACAAGGCCAAACGAGAAGAGGAAAAGAAAGAAGCUGAAAAAACUGAAGAUCCUGGAGGAGUUUCUGGCCAGUCAGGGUUAUACCGCACCUAUAGUCAGGACUGCAGCUUUAAGAACAGCAUGUAUCAUGUGGGAGACUAUGUGUACGUGGAGCCCGCUGAGCCCAACCUGCAGCCACAUAUUGUUUGCAUAGAACGUCUUUGGGAGGACAAUGCUGGUGAGAAAUGGUUGUAUGGCUGCUGGUUUUAUCGGCCCAAGGAAACAUUCCAUCUCGCCACUAGGAAAUUUUUGGAGAAGGAGGUUUUCAAGAGUGACUACUACAACAAAGUCCCAGUGAAUAAAAUACUUGGCAAAUGUGUUGUCAUGUUUGUAAAGGAAUAUUUUAAAUUAUGUCCUGAAAACUUCAGAGAUGAGGAUGUGUAUGUGUGCGAGUCUCGAUAUUCUGCCAAAACCAAAUCCUUCAAAAAGAUUAAGCUAUGGACGAUGCCCAUCAGUUCAGUCCGGUUUAAGCCCCGAGAUGUGCCUCUGCCUGUGGUGCGAGUGGCUUCUGUGUUUGCACUAAAGAAUAAAGAAGAAGAAGAGCCACCAGCUGAGAGCACAGAGGAAAUGAAAGAAGAGGAGGACAGUACUAUCUGCUUGGAGAAGGAAAAAGAAGACGUUCCAGUUGACAUGCCUAAUGGGGAACCUGGUUGCCAUUACUAUGAGCAGCUUCGUUACAAUGACAAGUGGUUGAAAGUUGGGGACUGUGUGUUUAUCAAGUCUCAUGGUCUUGUUAGGCCAAGAGUGGGCAGGAUAGAGAAAAUGUGGCUUCGCGAUGGAGCCGCCUAUUUUUUUGGACCAAUAUUUAUUCAUCCUGAGGAGACAAUCCAUGAGCCAACUAAAAUGUUCUACAAGAAGGAAGUAUUCUUAAGUAACUUGGAAGAGACCUGCCCAAUGGCCUGCAUCUUAGGAAAGUGUGCAGUGUUAUCAUUCAAGGAUUUUCUGUCUUGUCGCCCUACCGAAAUCCCUGAAAAUGAUGUAUUGCUUUGUGAAAGUCGGUAUAAUGAGAGCGACAAGCAAAUGAAGAGGUUUAAAGGACUAAAAAGAUUUUCAUUGUCUGCAAAGGUUGUGGAUGAUGAAAUAUAUUAUUUCAGAAAACCUAUUGUGCCUCAGAAAGAACCAUCUCCCCUCCUGGAAAAGAAGAUCCAGGACUUAGAGGCCAAGUUUGCUGAGUUGGAGGGAGGUGAUGAAGAGAUUGAAGAUAUGGGAGAAGAGGAGGGUGAGAUCUUGGAGACUCCAUCUCUCCCACAGCUCCAAACACCCUUGACUGGUGAAUUGGAUAUCAUGCCAUACACUCCCCCACAGUCAACGCCAAAGUCUGGCAAGAGCAGCACCAAGAAAGAAGGAGGGAAGAGGAAGAUUAACAUGAGCGGUUACAUCCUUUUCAGUAGUGAAAUGAGGGCUGUGAUUAAAGCUCAGCAUCCAGACUACUCGUUUGGUGAACUCAGUCGUUUGGUAGGAACGGAGUGGCGGAAUCUGGAGGCCACAAAGAAAGCCGAUUAUGAAGGGGUAAUGGCACAAGGAGUACCCUCCAUGGCUGGAACACCUGCAACUGGAAAUAAUCCAUACAAUCAGCAGAUGGGAUUGCUUGUUGCUUCCGGACAGCAGGCCCCGCCUCCAUAUCCUGGUCAGGGUCAAGUUAGUCAGCCAGCUGUACAGCAGCCUUCAACCCCUGUGUUUGUUGCGCCCCCACCCAGGACUCAAAAGUUACUCCAUUCAGAAGCAUACUUGAAAUACAUAGAAGGAUUAACAGCUGAAUCCAACUGCAUCAGCAAAUGGGACCAGACACUGUCAGCUCGGAGACGAGACAUCCACUUGUCAAAAGAGCAGGAGAGCCGGCUUCCUUCCCACUGGUUGAAGAGCAAAGGGGCCCACACAACUAUGGCCAAUGCAUUAUGGCGUCUCAGAGAUCUCAUGCUUAGAGACACCUUAAACAUCCGGCAUGCAUACAACCUGGAAAACAUCUAAGUUUGUCAAUAUUGUUUUCUCCUUUCAUACUGAAUUUUGUGGAACAAUCAAUGUUUUUAGUAACUGUAGAGCCAGGACAAUAUUUUUUAUUCCAUUUCUGUACAUUGUAAGACCAUUUUGAUAUAAGGACAUUUUUAAUAAGCUUAUUUUGACUUUUUGUUUUGUUUUUUUUUGUUAUGUAUUGAGUUCAUGUCAAAUACAACAUUUUUACAUCUC